AUGUUUUGGGGUUUAAAAAAAAAGGUCUUUGUAUUAUUAUGCUUCUAUCCAUAUGUAAACUUGGUAAAUUCUGACAAAACUGUUAAUAUAGCUAGUACAUUGACUAGCGGUUUGGCUAGUUCAUUUCCCACCGCAUUAACUAGCGUCGCCACAGAUUCAUCAAAUGCCUUAUUAAAUACAUCUGUUAAACCGAAAGGUUCGAACAUGCAUACAUGUCAAUCAGCUGGAUGUUCAUCAUAUAAAAAUAUCAUUAAUCAUAAUGAAGGGGAUUGUUUAAAUGGUUUUAUAUGUAAAGAAUGUAAACAGACACAUGCUAAAAAUCCAAAUAUUUGUUUUUAUUCAUCUUUGGAGGAAUAUGAAAAUUUAUAUGAAGGACUUCUGGAAGAAUUCACACAAACACCAUAUGAUAAUUUUAAAAUUCCGUUAGAACAAUCAAGAAGUGAUAAAGGCAGUAAAAAUGACGAGUCGAAUGACAAUGUAAUAAAUUCAUCUCUUGAUGACGAGAAGGAAAAUAACAAGAGUAAGAAGAACCACAGUCCUACAGAAGAAGAUGCAGAAGAAGAUGCAAGAAAUGAAAGGAAAUAUAAGCGAAAGGGUAAUAGUUCUACUGAGGAAGCAGAUGAUGAGGAAGAGGAAGAUGAUGAUAACGACGAUUCAGAUGAAGAAGAUAAACGUGAUGGAAAUAACAUGGGUAAAAGUUCUGCAAAGAGAGGAAAAAAAGAAAAAAAUGAAGGAAAUAAUUUUGAUGAAGAAAACGAGGCGGAAUCUUUUUUAGAAAAACCACCUGCUCAUGUUCAUAAAAAAAUUCCGUUAUAUGAACUUCUAAAUGAAGAAAACAAAAAUUUGUAUAGAGAAGGAAAACGUAGAAAGAGGCAUGUCGGUGCAAUUGUAAAUUCUUCCUGCGGUUCUUUAGAACCCCAUUCUCAGUUUGAGUUUGGUAUAGAAAAGACAAAUGAAAGUUUAAAACAUUACAAUCAUUCCAAUUAUGAAAAGACUGAUAACGGACAAGAUUAUUAUUACUCCUUCAUUGGGCAAGACCAAGAGAAGGAAAAAACCCUUUACAAAAGAUUUAAAAUAAGUUUGAACAAAUAUGAGGAGUACUUAAAAAACAAACUAAAUAAAUGUGACGUCUCAGAAAAUGGAAUGAGUACAAUUUACAUCAAGUUGUUGUUGCAAAUUGUAAAAGACAAAAAUGACAUCUAUUUAGAUGUCAGCAGAAGGAGCACUGAAAAAUAUAAGGGUGUCUCAGAAUCAGAUAAGGAGAACCCAAAAGGGGGUAACGAAAGUAGGUUCAAGGGUUCUCGAGAGGAAAGUGAAGAAGAAGACGAAGAAAACCGAGAAGAUGACGACAAUGAAGAAAGUGGUAACAAAUAUUCAUAUGUAGAGCUGCAGAAUGUGAGGGUUCACGGAAUCAGUCCACCGUUGAAAAGUGACGAAGCGAACCAACUGUUUAGACAUGACGAAGCGAACCAACUGUUUAGACAUGACGAAGCGAACCAACUGUUGAGACGUGACGAAGCGAACCAACUGUUGAGACGUGACGAAGCGAACCAACUGUUGAGACGUGACGAAGCGAACGAACUGUUGAGACGUGACGAAGCGAACGAACUGUUGAGACGUGACGAAGCGAACGAACUGUUGAGACGUGACGAAGCGAACGAACUGUUGAGAGAGGGAGAGCUGUACUCCUUCUAUCAAAUAAAGGACGAUUUGGAUGGAGAUUCCAUGGGAAAUUAUUACAAAUCUAAAAACGGAUUUUUCAAUACAAUUUUUAAUAAAGUUUUUAGAAGAAAAUCAGAUUCAGAUGAGGAAAGUGAUGAUGAACCACAGGAACGAAAAAGAAAAAGGUGGAAAUUUCCAUGGAAAAAAAGAAGGAAAAAUAAGGGAAAGAAAAAUGACAAUUAUGAUGAUAGUGAUAGUGAUAGUGAUGAUGAUUCAGAUGAUAAUAGAAGUGGUAUGGGUGGUUUAAGUGGUAGAAAUGGACGCAAUAAUGAUGAUGAAAGCAGUGAUGACAAUGAUGACUCAGAUGGAGGUGAGUAUAAUGGUAGUUAUGGCAAUCGAGGAGGAAAAAAAAAAAAAAAAAAAAAAAAAGGUAGAGGGGACAAAAAAGGGGAUAAAGAUAACGAUGGCGAAGGUCAUGAUAUGAAAAGUAAAAUCGGAAAUUUUUUUACAAGAAUGAAAAAGAAAAUUAUACCAGAUAAACAAAAAUUACAUAUCGAAGCAUUUUUCAACAGUAUUAUAGUAAAAUCAUGCAAAAAUUCACUUAAGUGGAAAGGUAACAUGUUCAAAAAACAAUCGUUAGUUGAGAUGACGCUUAAAGUCCCCGUGAAAAUGAAAUAUAUAAAGGGUGAGCCAUUAAAUUUUUUCAGAUCUGGAUAUGAGGUCAUUUUAACUUGUCGAAAUUGUGAUGAAAUUUUGUUUAAUUCCUGUGUUCAGGUCUACUGCACUAAGAAAGGAAGCCACGUUAAACAGAUUUUGAAGGAGCACAAUGAAAACAAGAAGAAGGGUACUGCAUUACAACAUGCAGCAACAACACUCGCUGCUGGUACUAUUGCAGCUGGAGCAAUGGGUACGACAGGGGCUGCAAUGGGUUCAUUUACUGAAGGGACAACACUUGGUUCUCCAUAUAAUAUGUAUUCAGGAAAUUCAUCAGACUUUGCUCCAUUGCCAAUGUACGAUUACAACAAUCCAUAUUUUCCAGGAAAUAUAAAUUCCACAUUCGAUUAUUUCAGUGGUGAUAAGCACACGUACAUCAAGAAGUUCAUAAUUUUUGCAACACUUUUACUUACUCUAAUGAUAUAA
Molecule: messenger RNA, 2802 nt
Organism: Plasmodium gonderi
Lineage: Eukaryota; Apicomplexa; Aconoidasida; Haemosporida; Plasmodiidae
Exons: 2
Coding region: 1-2802 (933 amino acids)
Source: RefSeq, a predicted model, not a curated record